AAAUAUUUGGAAAAAGAAAAGAAAAUAUUCUUUCAAACCCAUCCACUACGUAAAUUCGCAUCAUUUCUCCUUUUGUGUGCUGUUAAAGCAGCGUGGAAACCGCGUCUCUCACCGCCUCUUAAGAAUCAGUUUCUUGAGCUUAUAGGUUUUCAGAGGAAACUUGGUUUCAGGUUUUUUGGUCUCAACAGAGAAAUACAGAGAGAGAGAGAUUCAGAGAAGAUGAGUUACUACAAUCAGCAGCAGGCUCCAGUUGGUGUUCCUCCUCCACAAGGGUAUCCUCCAAAGGAUGCUUACCCUCCACCAGGGUACCCUUCACAGGGUUACCCUCAGCAGGAGUACCCUCCUCCACAGGGUUACCCACAACAAGGGUACCCACAGCAAGGCUAUGCUCCCCAGUAUGCUCAGCAGCCCCCUCCUAGGAAAGAAAGUGCUGGUUUGCUUGAAGGAUGUUUAGCAGCACUUUGCUGUUGUUGCCUUUUGGACGCGUGCUUCUGAUGGAAAUCUUGACGAUUUAAUCUUUGAUGAUUCGAUCACGAUUGCUUUAGGUUGGGGUAAAGUCUCAUUCAAGUUUAGGAUAAGCUCUAGUGUCUGGCAAUAUGUUUAACAGUGCUGUUUAGUUUGGCAAUAUGUAAUGCAGACUCCGGGAAUUAUAUGAUGGAUUUAUGUAAGGAUAUUUUCUUUCUGAAUUGAAUGACAGUUUACUUUCGACAUUGUCGUGCUAUUGUUCAUCAGCAAAAUGAAUUUACUACGUUGUCUGUAGUUAAUGGUUCAGAUUCA
Molecule: messenger RNA, 777 nt
Organism: Prunus dulcis (almond)
Lineage: Eukaryota; Viridiplantae; Streptophyta; Magnoliopsida; Rosales; Rosaceae
Product: cysteine-rich and transmembrane domain-containing protein WIH2
Exons: 4
Coding region: 220-495 (91 amino acids)
Cellular component (GO): plasma membrane
Source: RefSeq, a predicted model, not a curated record